CAUAAGUUGCUUUUCAACCUCCGAGCGUGAAAUCAGAGCAGCCGUCGAGCUUUACAGGUCGAACGACGACAGAGUGAUGCAGGGAGCCGCAGCCGACGGAGAGGCGGUGGACUUCGAGCCUGAGGACGAUGACUUGAUGGACGAAGAUGGCGGCGCCGACGCCGACGCCUCUGCAUCUCCCCAUGCUCCUCCUCUCCCGAAGCUCAAAUCAGCCAUCACUGGUGGCGCUACUUCCUCACUUGCCGGCCCUAAGAAAACCAAAGGCCGGGGCUUUCGUCAGGAAACCGAUGCCAAUCGUAACACCGGCCUUUCUGGGUCCGAUUUCGACUCCCUCGCCGCCGAGGGUGGGCCCGGUCCUCAGCGAUCCAUUGAAGGAUGGAUUAUAUUGGUCACGGGAGUGCAUGAGGAAGCACAGGAGGAUGAUCUCCAAAAUGCAUUUGGUGAAUAUGGAGAGAUUAAAAAUCUACAUUUGAAUCUUGACCGUCGCACUGGAUUUGUGAAAGGUUAUGCACUGAUUGAAUAUGAGCACGCUGAAGAAGCCCGGAAUGCAAUAGAGAAUUUGAAUGGAUCUGAGCUUCUUACUCAAACCAUUUAUGUGGACUGGGCUUUCAGCAGUGGACCUAUUAAUGGGCCAAUGAGAAGAAAGAAUGCUAGACCGACACGGGAACGACGCUCAAGGAGUCCUCGGAGGAGAUAUUGACUUGGUGUGCAGUGUUUGGAUGAUUUUUGCAGGCCUUAAUGAGCAAAGUUGGUUUAUUUUCGGUCAAUUCGUGACAGAUUUUCCUGAUACUUGUUCUACUUUUGAGUUAAUAUCUUUGUUGGUGGUUGCGAAUUUGUCUUUCAAGCGUCCUUUACCGGAUUGCUCGAGCUCAUCUUAGUCUAUGGUGGAUCAUGUAUAACAUUCCAGGAUUACAAUGUAGUGAUGUGUUCUGGUGGUGGUUAUUAUUAUUGUUAUAUGCAAUGAUAUUAUGCUUCAGGAA
Prosopis cineraria is the source of this 980-nucleotide messenger RNA. Its product is annotated as RNA-binding protein Y14. Gene Ontology annotation, biological process: RNA splicing. Gene Ontology annotation, molecular function: mRNA binding. The coding region runs from base 77 to 700 and encodes 207 amino acids. The transcript has 4 exons. The record is from RefSeq and is a predicted model, not a curated record. NCBI's taxonomy places the organism in Eukaryota, Viridiplantae, Streptophyta, Magnoliopsida, Fabales, Fabaceae. Gene Ontology annotation, cellular component: cytoplasm; exon-exon junction complex; nucleus.